GUUUCUGGACAAAUACAGGAGAUGGUUUAGCCUGGGACUUGAAAUUCUACUCGUUUAAGUUCUUUGGAGAGAAGAGACUGCCUCAAAGGGAGUGGAUGAAGAGAGAUGGCAUGAUUGCCCAUUUCCCCCUCCCGGCCAGACCUCCAAACUGCCUGCUAGCUUCCUCAAACUUCCUGCCAUUCAAAGCAGCAGCUCCCAGAAGGCCUGUGCCUGGUCUCAGUGGGGAGACGGUGGGAGCUGGGCAAAGAGGAAAAGGUGAACAGACAGCAGGCACGUGGCAGGAAACUAGGCAGUCCCUGGCCCUAGAUUCAAAUCCUGGCUCUUACCUGUUAACUGGGCCCUCGGGAAAAUUACUUCAAAUAUCAGGGUGAAUGUUUGUUGAGUUUUAAAAGGGCCUCCGUUUGCCUAUCGGUAAAAUAAAGGGGUCGGGGUGCCCGACUAUAUGUUCUUUACUCCGGCCCCUUCAGCUCUUAAUUCUCUAAUCCUAAUUACAGCUGUGCGACUCUGGGUAAAUAAGUUCCCCUCAAGCGGCCUCAGUUUCCUCAUCUGUAAAAUGGGGGUUUGACAAGAGCAGUCUUUAAGGCCUUUCAGCAGGCCUGACGGGGCUGAGGAGCCCAGGUCCGGCUCCCCGCGGCUCGCACCCAAACAAAUCAAGGAUGCCCUCUGCCCCGUCGCGGCACUGCCUAUUGCUGCUGGCCGUGCCCCUCGGAGGCUCCCGCCCCCUUCCCUACGGGCCUCUGCCCGCAGCUUCCCCGGAAGUCGGCUUUUCAAAUGGACUCUGCUACAGCGGCUGCCAUCCGCGGCAACGGCAGCGGGGAGAGGGCGGAGGCGGGACUUCCCGUCUCGUGCCCAAGUAGCUUCCGUCGCGAGCCGGAAGACCCGGUCCUGAAAGGAAUCAGGGGCUGCCGAUGCCCCCCCGCCCCACCUCCCCCGGACGGGCAGCUCAGACCCAGUGAGAAUUCCAGCCAUGGAACCACCUGAUACCACCCUCAUUGAAGGCGUGGGCAAUGAGGUGACAGUGGUGGUAGGUGUGGUGGUGCUGGUGUUGGCCCUCAUACUGGCCUGGCUUUCCACCUACGUGGCAGAUGCUGGCAGUAGCCAGCUCCUGGGCACCAUUGUGGCAGCUGGUGACACCUCUGUGCUCCGUCUUGGUCACGUGGAACACCUGGUCGGGGGGCCAGGCACCUCGGAGCCAGCUGAGCCUGCCCAUCUUGAAGAGGGUACUGAGGAGAAAUCUGAGGAGGAAGGUGGGGGGGACUCAGCAGGUGAGCCUGGUGCUGGGGGCGGGGUUGAGCCAGGCCUGGACCACCUGCUUGACAUACAGGGGCUGCCUAAUCGGGCAGCUAGUGGUGAGGGCAGCAGUCCGGAAGCUUCCCUGAGGUCUGAGGGUAGCACCCACCUUCUGCCUAACCCUGGCCUCAUCAACGUUCGGCUCAAAUUCCUCAAUGACACAGAGGAGCUGGCGGUGGCCAGGCCUGAGGACACCGUGGGCACCCUCAAGAGCAAAUACUUUCCUGGGCAGGAGAGUCAGAUGAAGCUGAUUUACCAAGGCCGCCUACUGCAGGAUCCAGCUCGAACCCUUCGCUCCCUAAACAUCACUGACAACUGUGUGAUCCACUGUCACCGAUCACCGCCGGGGCCGACAGCCUCUGGCCCCUCCGCCCUGCCCACCUCUCCCACCACAGAGCCUCCAGGUCUCAGCGUCAGUGUGGGCAGCCUCAUGGUGCCCGUGUUUGUGGUGCUGCUGGGUGUGGUCUGGUACUUUCGUAUCAACUAUCGACAGUUCUUCACAGCACCUGCCACUGUUUCUUUGGUAGGGGUCACUGUCUUCUUCAGCUUCCUGGUUUUUGGGAUGUAUGGACGAUAGACGCCAUGGGGGCGGGAAGAAGAGCCACGGUCUUCUUUCUCCUCCCUAUUUCCCUGCCCAGAGUUGGGUGCCAAGGACCCCAGGGCCAGUGGUGGUCGGUGAAAGGGGUGUGGGCCCUCCAUGGGAGGUAGGCAUGUGGCCUCUUCCAUGCCCUCAACUCUACCCCGAGCAGGGUGAUCAUGCCCCUUCCCCUGCCCAUUAACAACUCUCAGGUAGAAAUGAGGAUUCCCCCCGCACCCCCCCCCACAGAGACACGCAUACCCCUGAUGCCAGUGUGAGUGAUUGCCCUCCCUUUGGGUGGGCUCUGUGCUGAUGGUCCCACUUGAUAGAGGUGCAGGCUUAAGUGACCCUAGAAUAUAGAGGGGGCCCCUUGCCAGCUGCCACCAUCUCUUUUGUGUGCCACCAGCUUUGCACACACUGGAGCCCCUGGCCUGCCUUCUUCCUGCAUGGCCACUCUCAUAUUGGGCAGCCAGCUAGGGGAGCAUAGCAGUAUCCACAGCGUGCUUCUGCCAGGGGCAACAGAGCCCCUGUACCUAGUCAUCAGCCAAACUGCCUCCUCUUGUUUCUGUGGUCAAGUCAAUAGUUUCUUUAUAAAAUGACCAAAUCUAGUCUGUUUCAAGAAGGGGUGAGCAGGGCCAAGGUACCUCCUUGGACCAGCUCUUCUCUUCAGCCCUUGGCCCCCCCGAGUAGUGAAAGGAUGGUUCUCAUGUUCUGGAAUUUUCAAGGUUUUCCCCUUUUCUAGAGCACUUUGCUUGUGUACUUUUUUUUUUAACAAAGCCCUUUACAGUUGAGGCAGAACUCUGGGAGUCUGAGGCGAGACCCUAGGAUCGAGAAGUGCAGGAAUAGGGAUAGGACUGCUACUGCCUCAAAUCCAAGGCCAGGACACCGUGAAGAAAUGUCUGCACUAUCAUGCCCUCUAUGGUUGAAAUAACUUUGCCCUUGUGGCAUGGAGACUUCUGCCCCUGUGGCUCCUAACUCGAUGGCCACUGUCUGUGAUUGAAUAAAGUUUUGCUUUUGUGGCCAGAUUUGGUCACUCAAAGUU
Molecule: messenger RNA, 2909 nt
Organism: Vombatus ursinus (common wombat)
Lineage: Eukaryota; Metazoa; Chordata; Mammalia; Diprotodontia; Vombatidae
Gene: TMUB2
Product: transmembrane and ubiquitin like domain containing 2
Molecular function (GO): protein binding
Source: RefSeq, a predicted model, not a curated record